Ostertagia ostertagi is the source of this 486-nucleotide messenger RNA. Lineage: Eukaryota; Metazoa; Nematoda; Chromadorea; Rhabditida; Trichostrongylidae. The record is from the annotation of a GenBank genome assembly.
AUGUACGACACGAUUCGAAAUCGAUAUUCAUCCGAUACAAACUAUAAAACAGCUUUCGACAAUAUACAGCAGGAGUUGGAAUGCUGUGGUGUGAAGUCGUACACGGAUUGGUUGGGAGCUAGCUGGGAUAAGAAGAGCUCACAUAGCGACGACACCGAAGUCAGGAUAGAGCACGGAAUUGGGGCUGUCGGAGGAGGACGAGGCAACGGAUACGGCCGUGUUCCAACGUCGUGUUGUAACAGCCACGGAAAAGAAACCUAUCCUACAAAUUGUGGUGUCUCGUUCACUCAUGCUCCGCUGGAGACAUACCUCGAAUUCCUUCACGAUAAGGGAUGCGCCGAUGCGCUUUACGACUCAAUUUAUCGCCACUUGGACAUCGUCAUUGCUGUUUGUGUGAUCGUAGGCGCUCUUCAGUUACUGGGCAUGGUUCUCGCAAUGAUUCUCUGCUGCUGUAUCAACACGGAGAACAAAAAAUACGAUUACUAA